CUUUGGGGAGGUGGCGUGCGAGCCAGGUUACACACGUCUCAUUUCCACGCAGAGAGUAAACCAAGUAGAUUUCCUCCCCUGCUCUAGCCGCGCGUCUGCAGCAGGUGUAAGGACUCAAAAUCCACAUGGAGACUUUAAGACAGCGUUCACGGUUCGAGAGGAAUGGGACGGAGGUGAAACUUGGGGAAACCGAAUCACCGUUAAAAACCAAAGACAAUGCCUCUCUCAGCACAGUUAUUGUUUCUUUUCUCUAUACAGAAGUGCUGAGGAUUGCAUCAUUUUGUGUUAUUUUCCGCGUCUUGAACUGUUUUCUGGUUCAGAGCAGCUUCGUUCCAGAUGAGUACUGGCAGGCUGUGGAAGUCGCCCACCACAUGGCCUUCAAUUAUGGCCAUCUGACAUGGGAAUGGAAGGAAGGCAUAAGAGGCUUCACCUAUCCCCUCUUUUUCGCCAUCAUCUAUAAAGUACUACAUUGGAUACACUGUGACUCUGUGUAUAUUAUGAUAUGGCUGCCCCGCCUACUUCAUGCACUAUUUACUGCGUUUGCAGAUUUCAAAUUCCUCUUCCUUGUUGAAGAGCUGGAAAAUCAACAUGUUGCGAAAUGGACGUUCUUCUGCCACCUGUGCUCGUGGUUCACAUGGUAUUGUUGCAGCAGAACGCUGAGUAACAGCGUGGAGGCCACCAUCACUUGCCUUGCUCUCUGUUACUUCCCCCUGCCUGGAUCCAAAACACACAGCAGCAAAAAAUAUUUGAGCCUCGUUGCACUGGCCGCUAUUGUUCGCCCGACGGCCUUGAUUCUCUGGCUUCCGCUGUUGAUUUAUCAUUUCUGGCAAGAAGACAACAAACUGAGACUGGUGGUGCACAACUACAUUCCCAUUGGGGCUUUGGCCAUUGUGAUUCCAACCAUAAUUGACUCCAUUUUCUAUGAAAAGUGGGUCUUCGUACAUUUCAACUUCCUGAAGGUAAAUGUCUUGGACGGAUUGGCCAGUUAUUUCGGCACCCACCCAUGGCACUGGUACCUCACUCAGGGCUUCCCGGUCAUAAUUGGCCCCCAUCUGCCAUUCUUUUUAUUUGGAUGCUUCCUGGCUUUUAGAAGGUACAAAAUCCUGCUGGUGGCCAUUGCCUGGACCAUCGGGGCAUACAGCCUGCUUCCUCACAAGGAGUUUAGAUUCAUCUACCCUGUGCUUCCCUUUUGUAUGAUCUUCUGUGGGGCAACGAUGGCUCGUAUGAAAGCUUGGCGACGAGCAGCCACUGCCGGUUUGCUGGCCUCCAACCUGCCCCUAGCUCUCUACACAGGCCUGAUUCACCAGCGUGGAGCUCUGGACGUCAUGAGCCACAUCCAUGCCCUUUGUCACAAUGUCUCACAGCCGGACGUCCUCUUUGCAAUGUCCUGCCACUCAACACCUUACUACAGCCACGUCCACUGCCCACUAAAGAUGAGGUUCCUCGAGGGCCUGCGUGAUCUCAGCCAGCUGGACCAUGAGACUGAAUCAGAAAGAUUCAUCAAUGACCCACUUCUCUGGCUCCGAACUUCGUAUCCACUUGAACAUUCACUUCCUACUCACUUGGUUCUCUUUGACGUAAUGGAAAAGAAGAUCACAGCAUUUCUGCGUGAAAACAACUACAGGAAAGCGACAGACAUAUUUCACACUCAUUUUCCCGACGGAGGAGUUGGAGGAAGAAUCUUCAUUUAUGAGAGGCACCGAUGACUGCAGGAACUCAUCUGAUUUUACCUACUGUAUGUUUAAAAUGUUUUGACAAGAAUAUCUAAUCUUGUUAGACCAAUUAUACUUCUUUUACCACUAUUUGUGUGUAAAUUAUUUUGAGUGUUAAUUUAUUUUCUAUGGUGGACAGUCUGGGAUUAUUUGCUGGACCUAAUAUCAGUUCCAAUGUAUAUAUUAUAAAAUAAAUUAUACUAAUACAAAUGUUAA
This is a messenger RNA of Syngnathus acus (greater pipefish), 1928 nucleotides long. RefSeq names its product GPI mannosyltransferase 3-like. Gene Ontology annotation, cellular component: endoplasmic reticulum membrane. Gene Ontology annotation, biological process: GPI anchor biosynthetic process. The transcript is spliced from 12 exons. NCBI's taxonomy places the organism in Eukaryota, Metazoa, Chordata, Actinopteri, Syngnathiformes, Syngnathidae. Bases 126 to 1706 code for a protein of 526 amino acids. Gene Ontology annotation, molecular function: alpha-1,2-mannosyltransferase activity. The record is from RefSeq and is a predicted model, not a curated record.